AUGAGUAACGAAAGUGGAAGCUCGACAGGACUGCUGCGUGAUAUCGUCCAGCUUGUCGCCGACGAACCCAAGACCGCCAUUGGUACUGUAGUUGUUGGUUUUCUUAUCAUCUUCAUCGUGAACACAUUCAGAGCAUGGUAUCGACUAUCUCAUGUACCGGGGCCAUUCUUUGCAAGUUUCUCUAGAUUAUGGCUACUGAGAGCAUCGAUGAGGGCCCAGCAGCCUAUGGAGAUACAAGCUGCUAAUGAAAAGUACGGAUCCCUGGUUCGUAUUGGGCCCAAUGAGUUAGCAACAGACGACGCCAAGCUGCUCAAGAGAAUCCACUCUGGUCGUUCAUCUUAUACCAGAGGACUGGGUUUUGAGUCUAUGCGCUUUGAGCCAGGCAAAGACAACCUAUUCUCGAUGCGAGAUGAAGAAGGCCACAGGAAGCUACGUAACAAGAUGGCAGCUGGUUACUCUGGCAAAGAAAACCCUUCCCUGGAGGGUUCUGUCGACUCAGUGAUCGCCAGUUUUAUUACGCUCCUUGAAACGAAAUAUUUGUCGACUGAAAACGAAUACCGUCCCAUGGAUUUUGCUGAGAAAGCUCAAUUCUUUACUCUCGAUGUUAUCAGCGAUCUUGCUUUUGGACAACCUUUCGGAUACUUGACGAAGGACGAAGACGUGUUUGACUUUCUCAAAAUUACAAGGGCUUUCUUUCCAUUCACCGUUACCAUUGGGAACUUACCGUGGAUGAUAUCUCUGCUUCACUCUCGUUUGUUCAGUGGUCUUGUGCCAAAGGAUACUGACAAGGUUGGGUUUGGUGCCUUCAUCGGUGUUGCCAAGAAAAAGGUUGCGGAACGGUAUGCACCGGAUGCAGCCUCACAUGCUGACAUGCUAGGGUCUUUUAUCAAGAACGGACUUGACCAGGAACAGACAUCUCGCGAAUCACUGCUGAAUGUCGUUGCUGGAAGUGAAACAACCGCCACUACUAUUCGCAUUAUAAUGCUAUGUAUAUUGACCAAUCCAGCUGCGUACAGACGCCUUCAACAGGAAAUUGACGAUGCUGCCCGGGCUGGAACAAUUUCAACUCCGAUCACUGAUGCGGAAGCUCGCAACCUGCCUUUUCUUCAAGCCACCAUCCAAGAAGGUCUUAGGUUUAAAAACCCUGCAACAGCACCUCUUUAUAAGGAGGUCCCGAAGGAAGGCGACACUAUCAACGGCAUGUUCAUCCCCGGAGGCACUCAGAUUGGAAUAUCUGCAUUUGGAGUCUACCACUCUAAGAAGGUUUUUGGUCCGGAUGCGACCGUCUUUCGGCCCGAGCGUUGGUUAACCGCUGAGCCCGAACAACUAGAGCUAAUGGCUGAGAGUGUUGCGCUCGUUUUUUCGAGUGGAAAAUGGCAGUGUCUUGGAAAACCUGUUGCAAUCAUGGAGUUGAACAAGAUAUUUGUUGAACUGUUGCGACGAUUUGACUUUAGCAUCGUCAAACCUGAGAAACCUCUUGAUAUCUUCAACGCUGGUGUUUGGAUCAUUGAAAAUUUCAACGUACGCAUUACGCGACGCGAGAUUCAGGCCUAUCCCUGCGUAACCAAGUUGGGGUUAGACUAA
Molecule: messenger RNA, 1584 nt
Organism: Fusarium venenatum
Lineage: Eukaryota; Fungi; Ascomycota; Sordariomycetes; Hypocreales; Nectriaceae
Product: cytochrome P450
Molecular function (GO): oxidoreductase activity, acting on paired donors, with incorporation or reduction of molecular oxygen; heme binding; monooxygenase activity
Source: RefSeq, a predicted model, not a curated record